UGGAGAAUAUUGAAGGAGUACUUCGUUGAAUUUCUUCCUGUAUAGGCGUUUGAUUGUGAAGCAGUUCAACAUAUUGCUGUAAAGAUGGCUUCGCGUAGAAUUGCCCAAUCCAGCAUCAACUGGGCCGCAUUAGCUGAGCGUGUUCCGCCGAACCAGAAAACUAACCUAACAGCUUUCAAGUCGAUGAGCGACAAGUAUCUGCGAAGUGUUUUAGCCAACCCGGAAACUCCGCCGAAAAUGGAUUGGGCAUUCUAUCAAAAGAAUGUCCCAAUUGCUGGGAUGGUUGAGAAGUUCCAGAAGGCAUACGAAUCGUUGCAGAUCCCAUAUCCGGCGGAUACCCUCACCUCACAGGUGGAAGCCCAGGAGAAACAAGUUUUGCAGGAGGUUGCACAAUUCAUUAAGGAUUCAGAAAGUCGCAUAGCUGAGUACCAGGCGCAAAUCGCAACUACCAAGUCCCUGCUUCCGUUUGAUCAAAUGACUAUGGAGGACUUUCGUGACGCAUACCCAGACCAAGCACUGGAUCCAAUUAAUCGUCCAACUUACUGGCCACAUACCCCGGAAGAUCAAAAAUGCGACACACCCAAUGAAAAGGCGCAUCAUUGAACAGAAUUUCGGAAGCGAAUGCAGUCUGCUUAAUAGAAGCUCGAGUUAAAAGUUUAAUAAAAAUUAAUGCGCGAAUAGUACCAAA
Topomyia yanbarensis is the source of this 688-nucleotide messenger RNA. Its product is annotated as ATP synthase subunit d, mitochondrial-like. The record is from RefSeq and is a predicted model, not a curated record. Gene Ontology annotation, molecular function: proton transmembrane transporter activity. NCBI's taxonomy places the organism in Eukaryota, Metazoa, Arthropoda, Insecta, Diptera, Culicidae. Gene Ontology annotation, biological process: proton motive force-driven ATP synthesis. The transcript is spliced from 3 exons. Bases 85 to 603 code for a protein of 172 amino acids.